AUGAAUUUGGAUGAAGUGGACAUCCCCGAGUUUUCACUGCGGGCCAUUGACGAAAUAUGGGAUCAGUGGAACCAGAGCAAUGACUUGUUCUCCGGUAUGAAUCUUCCAUCCAGUCACAAACAACGUCAAAAUGAUUCCAAGGCAACGACGGAAGUAAGGGCGGUAUAUGACGCGGAGUUCAAGUACUUGUACGAGGUGCCAUCUCAUUUGCUCGUGCACGUUCCUUCUGCACGACUUAACAUCACCCGGUUAGUCUUUUGCCGCAACUAUCGGUCUUUUGAAGCGGACUCAUGCAAAAUGGGUAACAACUGCAAGUUUGUGCACGCCGAUGUGGACGUCUCGACACUGGAGGCAUUCCCAAUUCACGUCAACUACAUUUGGCGGGAUGAGAAGCUGUGCACAUACAAACGUCUGCCUCCUGGAGAAUUUUUGGAAGUCCUCUCCAGUGACAUGUGCACUGUGGAGACAUUACCCAGUGAACGUAUUCUUUUGACGCGUGGGGCACUUGCACAUCAAGAUAUUGCAGAACCUCUGAUUCGAUGCAAGCAUUAUGAUGCGAACCAGACGUGUUUUACGGGAGAGCGCUGCAACUUUGUUCACGUCAUGUAUGUUGAUCCAAAUUGUCAGGGGUCUUUUAAGCGAGCGCCAAAGGCUAUUUUAGAGGCCAGGGGCAAUGCAACAAACGCAUCGACUAAAAUGGCGCACCAUAACACCACCACAAACCAAAAUAAUAGCAGAGGAAACAACAAAAACAAUAAUAACGGUAACUUCAGCAACCACAUGCCGGAAAAUCCCCAUGAUGUUCAGGCGAGCAAUUUAAACUGGGCACCCCAUGUGAAUUUUCCACCAUUUGAACAAAGUGGGUUAAAUUCGAUGGUAUUUUUGCAAAACCUUAACAAUGGCGCAUCUUUUGCUUCUGGAUCAGCGAUGCCAUGUCAAGAUGCCGGUAUAUCGACAGGUGUGCUUGGUAUGGGUUGCCUGAUGCCCUCCUUGGCCUCAAAUGGCCGACAAGCGACUCAACCUUCCUCACUCCAUUGCGAUAAAACAGAAGGUAGUCUGCAGGAACUUCUAAAAAUGCUGCAGGUUUCACAGCACCCCACUAGUUACGGUGCCCUUUCAACAAAUGCACAGUCAUUGAAUGGAACAGCAGGACCGCAACAAAUAUCUGAUGGAAAUAUCAACGCCGCCAACAACACGGGCUUGACCCAGGAACAGCUUAGUGGCGUUCUUUCUCCAGUUUUUUCGCUUCUCGCACAGCGGGUUUCAUCAUCGCAUACUUUUUCAGUUGGAUCUUCGCCGUUGCUUGAGGAGCCAAGUGCGGUUGGAACAUUGCUGUUUUUACCUCGUGGUGCUACUGAGGCUGUAGCAAUUCAGCCUGUUUACGAUGCUUCUUUUUUGGGGGCCAUCACAGCUUUGGGGUCGCAGCAGCAACGUUCCGCACAAGCUGUGGUGCAAAAAAGUCCAUCGUCAAUUUCACAGCCAACCACCACGUCGGGAGGGGGAACAUCUCAAAAUUUCCCAUUCCCUUUUGUUUCUCCUGGAAACGGUAACAUGAAUUCAGGUGGUCUUGUAACUUUAGGUAGCGGCAGAGGCAGCAACGGCGUAAUAGGAGGAGGAGGAGGAGGAGGGAGCGCAAACAAUAGCAUUAGUACUGCUGGGCCUACGGCGGAUUAUUACACGAGGGCCUUUGAGCAGUUGCAAGGCGCACUGAACGGGAAUUCUGCAUGGAUGCGUGGCGUGUAG
This is a messenger RNA of Trypanosoma cruzi, 1743 nucleotides long. RefSeq lists its product as uncharacterized. The transcript has a single exon. Bases 1 to 1743 code for a protein of 580 amino acids. Lineage: Eukaryota; Euglenozoa; Kinetoplastea; Trypanosomatida; Trypanosomatidae. The record is from RefSeq and is a predicted model, not a curated record. Gene Ontology annotation, molecular function: metal ion binding.